Messenger RNA from Labeo rohita (rohu), 4052 nucleotides. It is a transcript of the gene coasy, whose product is annotated as CoA synthase. Gene Ontology annotation, molecular function: pantetheine-phosphate adenylyltransferase activity; ATP binding; dephospho-CoA kinase activity. The coding region runs from base 1 to 1677 and encodes 558 amino acids. The record is from RefSeq and is a predicted model, not a curated record. Lineage: Eukaryota; Metazoa; Chordata; Actinopteri; Cypriniformes; Cyprinidae. The transcript is spliced from 9 exons. Gene Ontology annotation, biological process: coenzyme A biosynthetic process.
AUGUCCAUGUUCAGCACCGGCAUCCUGGUCCUUACGUCUCCGUUACACGUCCUCCCUCUUCGCAUCGCCCCCGUCCUCACGUCUGCCGCCCAGGUGGUCGAGCGCACACUUUACGUCCAUCUCCACCCCGGCCUCAACCUGGGCACAGGCGGGCAGGCGCGGCCCGUCUACAUCCCGCCCGUGGUGGAUCUCUGCACUCUCAUCUCCCGCCUUUACAGCAACGCUGCUGACAUUUGCGGGCACCUGGACGUCAGGGUGCUGCUCAGUAACAUCCGCUCCCAGCCUGCGACAUUGAGCGGAAGCAGCGGCCCUUUUCCAACACCUCAAAAGCUGUCCCACUCGCCUGAAGUAGUGCUGACAGACUUCCCCAUCCAGGAUUCAGGCCAGUCCUCACUGGUCACCCAAUGCUUGCAGAAGUACGCGGGUCACUGUUACGUUUGCAACCCGAGUCUCUCAUCUGUGCUUUUGCAUCCGGGACUAAAAGAGGUUGAGGAAGAUGAUGAUGGAGGAGGAAGAGAUGUGCAAUUAAAACCGUUAGAGACGUUCAGUGAUGUGGUGGUUGGUGGCACUUUUGACCGUCUACAUGGCGCCCAUAAGACCCUGCUGAAUACUUCCUGUCUGAUGGCCAACAGACGCUUUGUCAUUGGUGUGUGUGACCGGGAACUACUAAAAAAUAAGGUCCUGAAGGAGUUGAUAGAGCCGUACGAUCAGCGUGUGGAGAAGCUCCAGGACUUUCUGAACGAUGUAAAACCGUCGAUCAAGUACGAAAUCGUUCCUCUCUCUGAUCCCUUCGGCCCCUCCAUAAGCGACCCUGAGCUGCAGUGCAUUGUGGUCAGCGAGGAAACAAGGAAAGGGGGCGAAGCUGUCAACAGGAAGCGUUUGGAAAACGGAUUGGCUGAACUGGUUCUGUACGAGAUCCAGCUGUUGAAAGAUGCACAUCAUGCUGACAUCGAGGAGGAGAAGAUCAGUUCCUCCAGCCUGAGAACAAGAUUGCUGGGCACUCUGCUUAAACCGCCAUCACUGCAGCCGGAUCUGCCUCUGGAUCCGUAUGUGAUUGGUCUGACGGGCGGCAGCGGGUCAGGAAAGAGCUCUAUCGCACACAGACUGGAGGGUCUCGGCGCUGUGCGGAUUGACUGCGAUCAGCUCGGUCACGAGGCCUACCUGCCAGGAACAUCUGCCUAUCACAAAGUCAUCCAGGAGUUCGGCUCUGAUAUUCUCAAUGAGGAUAAGACCAUUAACAGACGAGUACUGGGUGGAAAAGUAUUUGGCAACCAGGAGCGUCUGAAAGCUCUGACAGAUAUCGUGUGGCCUGAGAUUGCUUCUCUGGUGAAGAAAAGAAUAAAGCAAGCAAAAGAACAGGGUAAGCAUGUUUGCGUGGUGGAUGCGGCCGUGUUGCUCGAGGCGGGAUGGACAUAUUUGGUGCAUGAGGUUUGGGUGGCCACCAUCCCAGAGGAAGAGGCAGUGAAGCGUAUAGUCCAGCGUGACGGUGUGAAGGAUGAAGACGCCUUAAGGAGACUGAAAAGCCAGUGGCCGAAUGCGAAGCUUAUAGAACAUGCUAACGUAGUGCUGUGCACGCUGUGGGAACCUGAUGUUACUCAGAGACAGGUGUCGAAAGCCUGGAAUCUUUUACAGCAGCGGAUUCAGAAGAGACAAGAAAUAACCAGAUCUUCACUCUAAAACAGGCUUCAAAAUAAAACCAACCAGAUUUCAACAUUUAGCUGAUCCUUUCAGAAGCAUAAACAAUCAGCUGUGUUUGUUUUUGAAGUCAUGUACCAUUUGUUUCAUCAAAUGCCUGUAAUCUUUAUAAGCAGAUGAGCCAGUUUCAGUUCUUAUGAUAGCUUUUCUGAUGUGGUGAAAUAGGAUUGGGACAGAAAACAUCUUGAGCACUUUUAAUAGCUCUGCAGUAUACGGUUUACCAUUUAUUCCUGUGCCUGUUGUCAGAAAUAUUCAUAUCUGGUUGUCACACUGCCAUUUAUGUAUUUUUGUACACAUAGUUAAAGUUAUAUUCAGCGAAAAAGGAUUUGAUCACGAUUAUACCAGGGUCAGAACUUAACUUUUCCAUUAAAGGGCAAACAUUUUUAUAUUUGUGAGGGCAAAUCACCUUAUUGUUUUAAAAACCAUAUGUUUUCUUAAAUAUCAAAUGCUUACACUUACCGAAUUAUUUCAAUCAAUAUUUUAAACUGUUGUCAAAAACAAUAGACCGUUUAAAAUUGUAUCUAAAUUAUACAUGUAAAAAACAGGAGCUCAUAAGGCUGCAAUAUUACGACAAUAACGAUUAUUAAUAUGGCCAUAUAAAACAAAAUUAAACGUUUUUGUUUCGUUUUGAGCACCUCACAUUCUGGCUUUGCAGACAAACAUGUCGGUCCAUGACUUUAGCGAAGUUUACCUUAAGUUAUGCAAAAAUAAAUCCCGUUAUAAUCACUGAAACGAUUAUACGAGUAUCUGCCCUGUGUUAUGAUGAGGGAACCAAUCAACAGCGCCGGCGAUUCUAGCGCUGACUAAUUUAAGCGUGUCUGAUUGGCCAAUGCAUUCCUAAGUUCAACAGAAACGUGUUUGAUUGGUCAUAAGGCUCACCGCUGCACAAACCAAUCUAACGCACGUGUGAGUGAAUCUAAAGGUGAUUACGUGAAUAAACACUCCUUUUAUCAUUUUAUUUUAAUCGCGACAGCUGUAAUACGAUGUUAAAUUGUGCAGGUGCAUUUUUACCCCUUUGUCUUGAAGCUCGUAAGGCUGCAAUAUUAUGACAAAAAUCAUUAUUGUCGAUUAUUGCUCUUUAUAUUGUAAUAACGAUUAUUAAUAUCGCCAUAUGAAACAAAAUUAAACGUUUUUGAUUCGUUUUGAGCACCUCACAUUCUGGCUUCACAGACAAACAUGUCGGUCCAUGACGUUAGCGAAGUUUACCUUAAGUUAUGCAAAAAUAAAUCCCGUUAUAAUCACUGAAACGAUUAAAUUAAUCUUGUAUUUACAUCGUAUCCGCACUGUGUUAUGAUGAGGGAAUUCGCAUGAUGAGGGAACCAAUCAACAUCGCCGGCGCUUUCAAGUGCUGGCUAAUCUAAGCGCUUCUGAUUGGCCAAUGCAUUCCUAAAUUCAACAGAAACGCGUUUGAUUGGUUAAAACGCUCACCGUUGCACAAAACCGCGUAAAAACGAUCUGAUGCACGUGUGAGUGAAGCUAAAGGUAAUUACGUGAAUUAACACUCCUUUUAACAUUUUAUUUUAAUCGCGACAGCUGUAAUACGAUGUUUAAUUGUGCAGGUGCAUUUUUACCCCUGUGUCUUGAAGCUCGUAAGGCUGCUUUAUUAUUACAAAAAUCAUUAUUGUCGAUUAUUGCUCUUCAUAUUGUAGUAACGAUUAUUAAUAUCGCCAUAUGAAACAAAAUUAAACGUUUUUGAUUCGUUUUGAGCACGUCACAUUCUGGCUUCACAGACAAACAUGUCGGUCCAUGACCUUAGCCAAGUUUACCACAAGUUAUGCAAAAAAACUUGUUAUAAUCACUGAAGCAACGAAAUUAAUUUAAUAUUUACAUCGUUUCUGUACUGUGUUAUGAUAAGGGAAUUCGCAUGAUGAGGGAACCAAUCAACAGCGCCGGCGAUUUCAGUGCUGACUAAUCUAAGCGCUUCUGAUUGGCCAAUGCAUUCCUAAUUUAAACAGAAACGCGUUUGAUUGGUUUGUGCAGCGGUGAGCCUUAUGACCAAUCUAACGCACGUGUGAGUGAAUCUAAAGGUAAUUAUGUGAAUAAACACUCCUUUUAUCAUUUUAUUUUAAUCGCGACAGCUGUAAUACGAUGUUUAAUUGUGCAAGUGCAUUUACCCUCGUUUUAAAUUUCUGACCCUGGAUUAUACAUAUGAAAGAGGGAAGAUGUUUGUUAAAUCUAUAUUGUGCCUCCUACAGACCAAAGGUAAAAAUGAAUGUCAGAUUAACCCAUAGUAGACCAACUGGUCAGUGAUUUUAGACAAAUUUACAAAAUGACUUUUGAUGUAAUCAUGAACACUUCUUGAUACAACUUAGAUUUGACAUUAAAAAUAAAACCAUGUUAAUUUCAUAAAACUUUAA